This is a messenger RNA of Panicum virgatum (switchgrass), 623 nucleotides long. RefSeq lists its product as uncharacterized. Gene Ontology annotation, cellular component: plastid. NCBI's taxonomy places the organism in Eukaryota, Viridiplantae, Streptophyta, Magnoliopsida, Poales, Poaceae. The record is from RefSeq and is a predicted model, not a curated record. The coding region runs from base 70 to 534 and encodes 154 amino acids. The transcript is spliced from 2 exons.
AGCCAACAAGGGUCGGUUAUUUACCACGCCUCCGGCCGCCGCAAUCGCCGGCGGCGACACCCUCUCUCGAUGGCUGCUGCUCCGCUCUACGGCGGGGGCACCGACGACUCGGCGGAGGACUACUCCGCGGCGGCCACCGUCGUCCGCUUCGACCCGCCGCUCCCGCUGCUCCGCGCGCCCGUUCCAUCCCCCUCCUCCGCCCCUGGCGAGCCCCCCGUCCUCGCCUUCCGCGACGCCGCCAGCUGGCGAGCCGCCUGGGACGCCGCCGAGACCAGCCUCAUCUCGCAGUGCGAGGCUGGUGCACGAUCAGGAUGCUCAAUCACUGCAUCAUGCAAAUGCAAGGCCCCCUGGUGGAAAGGCUUAUUUGGAGCUGCCCCAACUGAUUAUGAAGAAAGGGAGAGAUGUGAAGAGCGAGAGAUGGCCGCUUGUCUGGAGGCUGCAAAGGAGGCUUGCAUUACGUUUGCAAAGGGAAAAUGCAUCGCACCAUUCACUUGUAUUUUAUCUAACAUUUUUGCUGAUAGAUCUGGAAUGUAACUGGACACAAGUUUCUAUACUUUCUAUUCAAGAAAAUGAAUCUAUUGGUUUGAGUUAGAUAAAUAAAUUGCAGCAGCCUUCACUUGUAA